AUGGGUAGUAGUCGUCGUCAGGCAGCCCUAUCCAAGUCUAUCCAACUCGCUCUAUUCCGCGACCCAGCAACCUUCCGCAAAACCCUCAUCGGGCGCAUCCUAGCCUUCUUCCGUAUCUUCUACAUUAAGCUUUUCCGAUAUGGAAGUCAUCUUUUCCGGAAGCUGCGCAGCGAAACAUGGGAGAUUGACGAAAAUGAGUACAAGGCGAGCUUCCGGGAUGAGAAGAAAACUGUCCCGUUGAAACCAAUGGGCGAUCUUGGAUUGUCGGGAUCGACCUCCAAUGGCAAAUUUCUUGUCAAAAGUCUCCCCCGACACUUUGAACAUUCCUUUUUCCGCGAGGAUCUGCUCGAGCCUUACUACGAAUAUAUGAGCGCUCAUCGCGAUUCCUUAUUGGUAUGGAUUACCGACUAUGUGUAUGCGCCGUAUCCGACCCUCGGGAGCCUUAUAGGGUCCACGCCAGCCCAUCACAUCAUCAUGGACAAUAUCUUGUACGGGAAAACCGAGGAUCCGAACGCAGAUCAAUGGGAGAAAUACGACCUCAAGCCGAUAGACUAUUUCUAUCCAGAGCGGGACCUGGUACCUGAUCCGCUGGUCAGCGAAGAUACGCUGCGAAAGAUUGCCGAUCAAUUUGACGACAAGAUCCGGCUUUCGCAAGAACAAUACGAGUCCCUGAAGCGAGUCCUGGAAGCUGACACGGACUUUCUCCGGUCGUCCAAUGCAGUUGAUUACUCUCUUUUCCUCGUACGGUUUCCGGCCUCCUCGCAGCCCGAGGUUGUUGGCAGGCACACUCCAUGGCGCAUCGGCUUAGAGUCUGCAGAUGGGAAGUGGAAGUACCGUGCAGUGUUGUUGGAUUUCUUCUGGGCAAGACACAAAUUGCAUGCCCAGGCCAUGACGGGGGUGAUUCAGACAUUCAAUGUCAUUGGUCGCCAGGGGCCCAUGACAAUUACAACGACGGCCGACGAAUACCAACAGAAGUUCCUGGCUAUGGUGGAUUCGAUGGUGGAAGUACAGCAGUCUUAA
Messenger RNA from Aspergillus niger, 1020 nucleotides. RefSeq lists its product as uncharacterized. The coding region runs from base 1 to 1020 and encodes 339 amino acids. The transcript is spliced from 2 exons. Gene Ontology annotation, biological process: phosphatidylinositol metabolic process. Lineage: Eukaryota; Fungi; Ascomycota; Eurotiomycetes; Eurotiales; Aspergillaceae. The record is from RefSeq and is a predicted model, not a curated record. Gene Ontology annotation, molecular function: phosphatidylinositol kinase activity.